AGCAUGAAAGUUGCCAACCUUUACACGUCGGUGGCCUGCAAUCGCUGCAUGGAAUGUGCUGAUUGGGGUCCAAGCGGCUUGAUUGCUUAUGGAGCCUGCAAUGCUGUCGCUGUAAUGAAUCCAAAGUACACGGGUAAUUCGGCCAAGAUAAUUUACACUCUGGUGGAGCACACAAAACGAGUAAACACUGUCAAGUGGCUGGAUACAAAGAAACUGCUCUCGGGUGCCGAUGAUUCAAAUGCCAUUUUAUGGGAGCUGGAUGAAACGGGGGCCACAAAGCAGAUCCUAUUAAAAGGACACAAGAGUGGAGUCAAUGCAGUGGAUGGUGUGCUAAGGAAGAAUGGGUCCUGGCUACUGGCCACCGCGGCUGCCGAUAACACCGUGAAGUUGUGGAACUACCAGGACGACACUGCCACCUGUUUCCAAACCAUAGAACUAGCUGGAGGAUUUUGCUUCUCCCUGCGACUCACACUUCUGCCCAACAGUGAAAAUGUUUUGAUGGCCUUCAGUGGCGACGAUGAGACCAUCUCAUUGUGGGGAGAAAAGGCGCAAAUCCUGGGAGGCGGGGAUUCCCUAAGUCAGCAAUUCCAGCAAGUACAUAAACUUUCGGGCCACGAAGACUGGGUGAGGGGCCUCGACUUUGUGAAGGAUGGCGAGGAUCUUCUUCUGGCCAGUGGCUCGCAGGACAAUUUUAUACGUCUCUGGAGGAUUGCGCCGCGCAGCGAAGACCAAAUGAAAGAAAAUCACGUCGAUCUUCUUCAGAUAAGCAAGAUCGAGGAUGACAUUAAGGUGGAGGAGAAGAUCCUACAGUUGGGGGAGCAGGCUUGGUUUGCAGUGAGCUUGGAGUCGGUUCUAUAUGGCCAUGAAGGUUGGGUAUACGGCGUUCACUGGCAUAAAAACAAGGAGCAGGAGCUUCGUCUACUUUCUGCCUCCAUUGACAAGACCCUGGUUGUGUGGGCCCAGACCGCGCAAGGAGUUUGGAUGGAGAACGUGCGUGUCGGUGAGGUGGGCGGCAACUCCAUGGGCUUCUUUGGCGGCAAGUUCUCUGCCGGUGGACAUUCCAUAAUGGCCCAUAGCUAUCAGGGCGGCUUUCACAUUUGGAAUCAAGAUCGCGAACGCCCACAGCUCUGGACGUCCAAUGUCAUAGUUGGCGGCCACUAUGGCGAAGCUAGGGAUCUGGCCUGGGAGCACGAAGGCGCCUAUCUCAUGACUGUCUCAGCGGAUCAGACCACUCGUUUGCAUGCUCCUUGGCUGCAAGAUGCUGUCCAGGAUUCCACAUGGCAUGAACUGGCGCGCCCGCAAGUCCAUGGCUACGACAUGCAAGCCUUGGCUCUGCUUUCUCGCUAUAAAUUCGCCAGCGGGGCGGAGGAGAAGAUUGUACGAACUUUCCAGGCAACAGCGAACUUCAUAGAGAACUUCCGUCAUAUCAGCAAAGUGGAGAAUGAUGUGGCGGGUGAUGCCUUAUUGGAGUCUCUGCCGAAAGGCGCUUCUGUGCCUUCCCUGGGACUGUCAAACAAAGCUGUUUACAAAGAGGAAUCGCGCAGUGAGGAGUCUGGGAAGGCAAAAGAUGACUAUCCGGAAAACUACUUUGUUCCAAUUACACUGGAAACUCCGCCGCAAGAGGAGACCUUGAUGCAGAACACUUUGUGGCCGGAGCUGCAAAAGCUCUACGGGCAUGGCUAUGAAAUCUUUGCCUUGGCAGCCACUAGAGAUGGUUCCGUAUUGGCCUCCUCCUGCAAGGCCAGCAACGCUGAGCAUGCCCAAAUAAUACUCUGGAAUCCUACCAAUUGGAAGCAAUUGCAAAAACUAAGUGGCCACCAGUUGACUGUUACCCAGAUGAGUUUCUCUCCGGAUGCUCGUUUCUUGCUGUCUGUUUCCAGAGAUCGGCGUUGGUGUCUAUACGAGAAGAAGGACGCUACUGUUGGCUACCAACUGGUGGCUAGCACGGACAAGACAAAUGGAGUGCACACGCGCAUCAUUUGGUCCUGCGACUGGUCGCACGAUGGCCAGCACUUUGUGACCAGUUCGCGGGAUGGCAAGGUAGUGGUCUGGAAAAAGAGCGAGGAGGCAAAGGACUCAUCUUCACUGAACGGCUGGCAGUCGGCGGGAGUUUUGGAGCUGAAAAAUGAGUCAAUCACAGCGGUGGCUUUUUCCAGAGAUUACUUGAAGGGUACGGAUGACACAUACGUUAUCGCUCUGGGCACGGAAAGUGGGCUCAUCAAACUGUAUCAGUUGGCGAGAGGAGAGUGGAAGGUGCUCAGCGAACUGAACAAGAGCCAAGCCCACCAUCUCACUGUUCGAAGGCUACAGUUUCGGCCUGGACAGCGCCGACUCCAGCUGGCAAGCUGUGGAGAGGAUCAUUUGGUGCGCAUCUACGACAUCGAGGAGACAUGAUUUUGACCAUAAUUCGAAUAAAGUAGCCUUAUUA
This is a messenger RNA of Drosophila bipectinata, 2428 nucleotides long. RefSeq names its product elongator complex protein 2 (gene Elp2). Gene Ontology annotation, molecular function: protein binding. The record is from RefSeq and is a predicted model, not a curated record. Gene Ontology annotation, biological process: tRNA wobble uridine modification. Gene Ontology annotation, cellular component: elongator holoenzyme complex. NCBI's taxonomy places the organism in Eukaryota, Metazoa, Arthropoda, Insecta, Diptera, Drosophilidae.